CAACCCAAGAGUCCAUAAUCACAAGACUCGGUUAAUUCGUUCGUCUUUUCAACAACACAUGAAACUGAAAUCGGAGAAGAACAAAAGACACGACUCGUAAAACUCUUCCUCUUCGUUUUGAUCACCAUGAGUCUGACACCAACAAUUGAAGUAGCGAAAGCUGCAGAAGAAAUCAGCAGCAGCGAGAGAGGAGGAAGAGGAAGAAAAAAACCCAAAAUGGAGGACCAACAAGUCCACGAGAUCAUCGAUCUUGAAGCCGAAGAAGAAAACGACGAUGACGAUGGUAAGAAGAUGAGGAAAAGAUUCUCCAAAAAGGGCAUCAACAAGUCCGACCCAAUCUCCGUCGAACAGUACCUCGAGGAACGAGACCUUCAUCUCGCGAUCAUGGCUUCUCUCGCUACCAAUAGCCCCAAUUUCAUUGACCUUUCGGAAGAAAGUGCCGAAAACCAACUCCUCUGGUUCGACUCGCAAGAAACCUCCAAGAACGAGACCCCGAGGUUCGAAAUGGGGCAAUCUUCGAAUUCCAAGAACGACCCGUCUUUCGUCUGCGAAAUCUGCAUCGAACCCAAAUCGUCAAACGAGUCCUUCUCCAUCAAGGGCUGCUCCCACUCCUACUGUACGGACUGCGUUUUCAAAUACGUCGCUUCCAAGCUCCAAGACAACGUCACCGCAAUAAACUGCCCUGUUUCCGGCUGCGACGGGUGGUUGGAGCCCGAGCAUUGCCGUUCCAUACUCCCGGCGGAGGUUUUCGACCGGUGGGGAUUCGCGCUGUGCGAGGCUUUUUUUCUCGCGUCGGAAAAGUUCUACUGUCCGUACAAGGAUUGCUCUGUGAUGUUGAUUAAUGAUGGAGGAGAGGCCGUGACGCAAUCGGAGUGCCCGAAUUGUUACAGAAUGUUCUGCGCGGAGUGUAAGGUUUCGUGGCACGAGGGGAUUUCGUGCGAGGAGUUUCGGAAGCUGAACAAGGACGAGAGGGAGAAGGAGGACAUCAUGUUGAUGAACCUUGCGACGAGCAAGCUCUGGAGGAGGUGCCCCAGUUGCAGGUUCUACGUCGAGAGGUCCGAGGGUUGCUUGUUUAUGAGAUGCAGGUGUGGAGUUGCUUUCUGCUACAAUUGCGGAAAUAGUUUACAAAACAAUGGCCCUCACUAUUGUAGUAAGUGUAGGCGAUAACAUUCUCCGUCAUUGUUUGGUGGCAAAAGUACUUCCAAAAUAAUAGAUAAUAGAUAUAACAAAGUGUAUAAAAGUAAUCUUAUGUCUCGUUCAUUUCACUGAUUCGAGUUUUCAAUUUUAGGUUUUUACA
Morus notabilis is the source of this 1297-nucleotide messenger RNA. Its product is annotated as E3 ubiquitin-protein ligase RNF144A. Bases 127 to 1167 code for a protein of 346 amino acids. Gene Ontology annotation, biological process: protein polyubiquitination; ubiquitin-dependent protein catabolic process; positive regulation of proteasomal ubiquitin-dependent protein catabolic process. The transcript has 2 exons. Gene Ontology annotation, molecular function: ubiquitin protein ligase activity; ubiquitin conjugating enzyme binding; zinc ion binding. NCBI's taxonomy places the organism in Eukaryota, Viridiplantae, Streptophyta, Magnoliopsida, Rosales, Moraceae. The record is from RefSeq and is a predicted model, not a curated record. Gene Ontology annotation, cellular component: ubiquitin ligase complex; cytoplasm.